This is a messenger RNA of Mesocestoides corti, 585 nucleotides long. Lineage: Eukaryota; Metazoa; Platyhelminthes; Cestoda; Cyclophyllidea; Mesocestoididae. The record is from the annotation of a GenBank genome assembly.
AUGGCUGAUUGUCUCGACUCAGACCUCCUGGUGAGUCAUCUGACCCCAACUCACAUGUUGACCUCAAAAUUCGCCUGUAAAAUUAAACGGCUCUCGCUAAUCCUCUGCGUUAACACGCUGUUCACUCCCGCGACUGUUUUCACUCUGUUUAAUCAAGCGCUGAACCUCCGUCAGCUCUGGAACGUGGUUGUAGUGGAAGGUUACAUCUCCCCCUCCCAAACUCCCCCUCGUCGCAGCCAAUCAUUUUCCCCACAAACUCAAGCUGGUCAAUCAGCAAACAGCCACAUCGACAUGCGUUUCGGCGCACACCAUUCAAACACCUCUUCACCACUCUUACCAACAAACACUCCACCGUCUUGCCAACACCACAUGGAGAGAACCUCCAUUGUCACAAUGAACCAAUCAUCGCACAGGAAUCCACCGGUCCCACUAUCCCAUUGGAUAGAUUUUCACAUCACGAGGACCCACAUGCCAAUGCUCCGUGUGGUUGCACUCUCCAUCCACACUCCAUCUUCCCAUCGACUCGCCUCCUCCAGUCCUCACUUCGCCUGCAUUUACACCGACCACGCAUCACUUCCGAUGUGA